GCCUUUUAACUGUAUCAUUUAUGGAAAUCAGUGAGCAUUGAUAAAUAAAUUCAACCCAAACACCCAGAUACAGUUGUCUUUCUACGUUAUAUAAACGAAAGAGUACCACGUGUUUAUCCGUUUAAAACACAACUUUCACUUUGUGUGGGAGUUGAUUUAACACCCAAAGGAAUAUCUAUAAAUGUAACAACAGUAUUAAUAAAUGCUUCUCAAAUGCGAUGAGUGGGAUGCAAACUGGGUCAAGGAUGGGCUACUCAUGGGAGUAUAAGUCGUGAUGAAGUUGGAACAUUCUGUGGGUGUGUGGUGAAUAUCUGCGGUAAGUGAGCCACUUACUUUUUACCAUAAUAGGCUAAUUAAAGAAUGAUCAAUUUCACUAUGUAAUAGGUUAUGUAUGAAGAUCAAGAUUAAAGGGUACUUAGACAUAUUAUAACAGUAAUUGCCUGCUGGCAUUUGAUUGGAGAAGAUGAGUAACAAAGAUGGAAAUACAGUGCCAGGGAGUUCACACCAGGCCAAAACUAAUCCACAACACUGGUUCACAACAGAGAUACAACAGAUGAUGUAUGGGUUUGGAGACUGUAGGAAGCCAUUGUAUGAUACAGCAGUCCUGGUUGAGGAGAUUGUUAAACAACAGAUGAUUUCUUUGUUGUAUCAAGCAAUGGAUGUGGCCAUCAUGAGGAAUGCCAGAUUUAUAGGAUUAGAAGAGUUCUUGUUUUUAUUAAGGAAAGAUAAAAUAAAACUGAAAAGAUUUCUUCAGUAUAUGGGACUGAAAGAUCUAAAAGCCAUAGCAUUGAAAGGUGGAGAAGAAGAAGAAAGUCCAGAAACCCCAGACAAGCCUCCGUCUGCUAAGAAGAGAAGUAGAAUGUGUCAUGAUUUCUUAUCAUCAAUAGACCAGACAGGAGAACUGAUCAGCUUGUUCGAAGAUAUUGAUGAAAAAGAUGAAAUAAAACAUGAAAGAUUGCUGAGAGCCGAAUUAAGAACAAGAGGAAUGGAUCAGAAGCAAUAUAUGGAAUACUUUGAAGCUAGACAGGCCAGCUUUAACAGAAGAUACAAAACUCAAAGAUUUAAAGAAUGGCUGUUGACUGGUAUAAACUUAGAAGUCAAACCAAAUCCACAUGCAUUAGAAGUCCUGUCAUAUUUCUCUUAUGAAACUGUUGCGCAGAUUGUAGAUUUAGCAUUGUUGGUAAAACAGGACAUGAGAGCAUCAUCUGGUGAUCCAUUGGUUAGAAAUACACCAAAUGUGUGUGUUAAUCUGUAUGAUGUGUCUCCUGUUAGUGGACCAGCAGCCCCAGUGGUCCCCACAACACCUACACAAGGGGUCCUAUCACCACCUGUGACAAGUCAGUCAGAAACAUCCCAACAGUCUGAGAGCCUUAGACAACUGUUACGUCCAGCUCAGACAACUCUAACAGAAACUGAUUCUUCAAGUCUUAGAAAGCUAUUGUGUACAUCUGUAACUAAGUCCAGUCCAACAGAAACUUCUAACUCUGAGCCACAGACUCCUACCAAUAAUAAUAGCUCUGGAUCACAGGCUAAUAAAACUAAGGCUAAAAAGAGGAAGAAGAGUGGGUAUGGAGGCUAUAUUGAUUUGAUAACAUAUAAAGCUAUACAGCCAAAAGAUGUACAGGAAGUGAUGAGAAGAUUUGGACAGAAUAUUGGACCAUUUGCUUCACAACAUAAGUCAGUUUGUCCUCCACCAUUAUCAAGGAUACUUUGUGUGUAGUAACACCACCAUUAUAAAGAUUCCUUUACAUGUGAUAUUUGUAUCAGAUUCACAAGAGAUGGACCAAUCGUAACAUUGGAGAUGGAAUAAGCUGGGAGGACUGACCAAUAGUGACAGUUGUAACACAAUGGCAUGAAGCACCAUAUCAAACACAAAGAUGAUACAUGAAAUAAGUUUCUCAUUGGUCAUGUAUUUAGGAUUAUCAUAUCAUUUUACAUGAACUCACAAUUUCAUAUAAAUUGAUGGAAGACUUAUAGUGCUGAUGAUUAUUUAUGAAAAAAUGUUUUGGAGCUGUAUUGAAGCAGGGUUUUAACCAGUUGUUCUUGUUAUGUAAUACUAAAGAUAUAAUAAAUAUAUUUGAUUAAA
This is a messenger RNA of Mytilus trossulus (common blue mussel), 2086 nucleotides long. RefSeq names its product transcription initiation protein SPT3 homolog. The transcript is spliced from 17 exons. Lineage: Eukaryota; Metazoa; Mollusca; Bivalvia; Mytilida; Mytilidae. The coding region runs from base 464 to 1720 and encodes 418 amino acids. Gene Ontology annotation, biological process: transcription by RNA polymerase II. The record is from RefSeq and is a predicted model, not a curated record. Gene Ontology annotation, molecular function: protein heterodimerization activity; transcription coactivator activity.